Messenger RNA from Boleophthalmus pectinirostris (great blue-spotted mudskipper), 894 nucleotides. RefSeq names its product elastase-1-like. The transcript has 8 exons. The record is from RefSeq and is a predicted model, not a curated record. The coding region runs from base 22 to 819 and encodes 265 amino acids. NCBI's taxonomy places the organism in Eukaryota, Metazoa, Chordata, Actinopteri, Gobiiformes, Gobiidae. Gene Ontology annotation, molecular function: serine-type endopeptidase activity. Gene Ontology annotation, biological process: proteolysis.
UGUUCUCGACGCAGUUCAGUUAUGCUCAGGUUCCUGUUGUUGACGAGCCUCGCCGCCAUGGCGAUGGCGAAGGUCAGGUUUCUGGAGGACAUCGAGGGGAGGGUAGUGGGAGGAGAGAAUGCCAAGCCCAACUCCUGGCCCUGGCAGAUCUCUCUUCAGUACCAGUCUGGCUCUAGCUUCUACCACACCUGUGGAGGCACCCUGAUCAGACCUGGAUGGGUCAUGACCGCCGCCCACUGUGUCGACAGUGCUGGCAGAGUGUACCGUGUUGUCCUGGGAGAGCACAACCUGAGGGUGAAUGAAGGCACUGAGCAGAUCAAGCCCGUGCAGACCAUCUACAUCCACCCCAAAUGGGACUCCUCCAGGGUCGCUAAUGGAUUUGACAUUGCCCUGCUCCGCCUCGCCUCUGAUGCCACCCUGAACUCUGUCGUGCAGCUGGGAACUCUGCCCCCUGCUGGCCAGAUCCUGCCUCACAACAACCUGUGCUACAUCACUGGCUGGGGACGCACCUCCACUGGUGGGCCUCUCCCUGACAUCCUGCAGCAGGCCGUGCUCCCUCUGGUGGGUUAUAAGGAGUGCACUGCUCCCGACUGGUGGGGCUCCACUGUCAAGGACACCAUGGUGUGUGCCGGAGGUGCAGAGAAGGCCGGAUGCAACGGUGACUCUGGUGGCCCCCUGAACUGCAUGGUCAACAACAGAUACGAGGUCACUGGUAUCGCAAGCUUUGUGUCCGGUUAUGGAUGCAACUACCCCAAGAAGCCCACCGUCUUCACUCGCGUCUCCGCCUACAUCGACUGGAUGAACUCGAUCAUGAACUGAAGAGUUAUGGAAUCUUGGGGAUAGAAGCCAACCUUCUCUUACGAGUUUCACAAGUCUGAUUAAAUAAAACACAUA